AUGGUAAAGCUCGCAGGCGGAUGGAUAGACCUGAACGAGAGAUACGGAGAGAUGUUCAAAGGCGACUUCAACCCCAAUAUCUGCAAUAAGAAUACCCUCAAAGUCUUGGGCCUGACACACCAUUGCAAAGACUGCAAGGCGCCCCCGCAGAAGAAGUGCUUCUGGCAACUACAUUUCGCGUUCUGUGAUGAGUGCGGCGAGCGCUUCACGGUCUGGUCCAGGGGAUGCGGAAAGCAUCCUUACAGCCACGGCUACAAUAUCGUUUUCAAGGCCGUACGUGAUGACUGGCCGGCUUCGGAGAUAGAGCGACUGUUGGCGCCAAAUGGUACUGUUCAGGUCGAGGACUUCGCGGACCUACUCGACAACGGGGCCCCCUCCCCUAGUCAAGACCCCGAGGAUGACGAUGUUGCUGAGCUCGCUGGAACGGUCGCAGACGCCGAUAUCAGUACGAAUGGCGAAACCAUCGAAGACGCUGCCUCUAUGCAAACGACCCCGGUGCUCGGAGCUGACUCCAACGUCGAAGUCCAACAAACCGUCGCGUCGCCUCCCCCCAUCCCCACAGACAAGACUUCCAGAACGUCGCCAUGGCUUCCCACCGGUCUCAAAGGUAAAGACGCCAAGGGCAUGAGACAAGCGCGUGCGGCGACCGGAAGAAAGAUACGACGGGACACAGAGGCUGCUGUGCAAGCCGAGAUAGCUGCGGAUGAACGCGUGAAAGAAGCGCAGAGAGCGAAGAGAGCGGCCGACGUGGCUAAGAAAGCAGAGCAAGAGAAGACGAGGAUGGGAAGAACUGGUCAUAAGCGGAAGUAG
Messenger RNA from Alternaria metachromatica, 810 nucleotides. RefSeq lists its product as uncharacterized. NCBI's taxonomy places the organism in Eukaryota, Fungi, Ascomycota, Dothideomycetes, Pleosporales, Pleosporaceae. The transcript has 3 exons. The record is from RefSeq and is a predicted model, not a curated record. The coding region runs from base 1 to 810 and encodes 269 amino acids.